Molecule: messenger RNA, 2658 nt
Organism: Moesziomyces antarcticus
Lineage: Eukaryota; Fungi; Basidiomycota; Ustilaginomycetes; Ustilaginales; Ustilaginaceae
Product: N-terminal acetyltransferase A, auxiliary subunit
Exons: 1
Coding region: 1-2658 (885 amino acids)
Biological process (GO): N-terminal peptidyl-methionine acetylation
Cellular component (GO): NatA complex; cytoplasm
Molecular function (GO): protein binding; protein-N-terminal amino-acid acetyltransferase activity
Source: RefSeq, a predicted model, not a curated record
AUGCCGCCGAAGCGAGCAGCGCUUCCCACCAAGGAGCGCGCCCUCUUCCAGCGGCUCAUCCAGGAGUACGAGACGAAAAAGUACAAGCUCGGCCUCAAGACCGCAGACACCAUCCUCAAAAAGUUCCCAGAACAUGGCGAGACCGUAGCCAUGAAGGGCCUCCUCCUCGGCUCCACCAACCGCCGCGAGGAGGGCAUCGAGCUCGCAAAAAAGGGCGUCCGAUUCGACCUCACCUCGUUCAUCUGCUGGCACGCUCUCGGCAUCUUGCACCGCCAGGACAAAAACUUCGAAGAGGCCCUCAAGUGCUACACUCAGGCACUCCGCAUCGAGGGCGGCGGCAACAUCAACCUCCUCCGCGAAUCGGCCUUCCUCCAGCUCCAGCUCCGAAACUACCCGCCCAUGGUCGAGAACCGCCUCACGCUGCUACGCAUGCAGCCUCACCUCCGCAUCAACUGGAUCGGCCUCGCCGUCGCACACCACCUCGCAGGCUCGCUCGAUGCCGCAGUGCGCGUGCUCGAGGGCUACGAGAACGUCAUGCGCGACAUCCCCGACAGGAACUACGAGCACGGCGAGGUGCUCCUCUACCACGCCAGCAUCCUCGAGGAGCAGGCCAAGUUCCAGGAGUCGCUCGAUCUCAUCGAGGCCAGCUCGCCGCGCAUCGUCGAUCUCAAGGGCAAGAUGGAGGCCAAGGCACGCUGCCACGCCGGGCUGGGCGAGAAGGACGCCGCCGAGUCGAUCUGGAGGCAGCUCAUCGCUUCCAACCCAGAGAACAAGCGAUACUUUGCUGGGCUGCUGAGCUUGCUUGGCAUCACGACCGAGACAGCAGACCAGGCGCAAGCCGUCGAGGUCUUCCGCGGCCUGCAGGCGGACCACCCCAAGUCGACGGCCGCCAAACGUCUGGCGCUCAUCUACGCCUCGGGCGACGAGUUCGCCACGCAGGCGACGGCGUAUGUCAAGUCGGCGCUCGUCAAGGGCGUCCCCUCGCUCUUCUCGGACCUCAAGUCGCUCUACCAGGACUCGGCCAAGCAGGCUGCGCUCGAGCAGAUUGUCGAGACGCUGCGUCUCGAGUGGGCGCCCGCGUCCAGCGCGCCCGCCGACGGCACCGAGCCGCCCACAUCCUAUCUUUGGGCGCUCUACUACCUCGCGCAGCACUACUCGCUCACGGGCGACUCGGCGCGCGCGCUGCACUACAUCGACUCGGCCAUCGCGCACUCGUCGACGCUACCCGAGCUGCACAUGGUGCGCGCACGCGUGCUCAAGCGCGCCGGCGACCUGCUCGGUGCCUCGGCCGCCAUGACCGACGCACGCUUGCUCGACGGCCAGGACCGCUUCCUCAACUCCAAGGCGGCUAAGUACCUGCUGCGCACCAACGACACCGUCGAGGCCGAGCGCAUCGUCGGUCUUUUCACGAAGCCCGAUGCGCCCAGCCCCACGUACGACCUCAACGAGAUGCAGGCGCUGUGGUACCUCGCCGAGGAAGCCGAGGCCUUCCUGCGCACAGGCAACCUCGCUAUGGCGCUCAAGCGGCUCGGCCAGCUCGAACGCACGUUCCAGGAAUUCUGGGACGACCAGCUCGACUUCCACUCGUACUGCAUGCGCAAGAUGACGCUGCGCUCGUACGUGAACCUGGUGCGCUUUGAGGACGGCUUGCGCUCGCACCCUGCGUUUGUUCGCGCGGCAUCGGUGGCGCUGGGCAUCUACACGACGCUGUACGACAAGCCGGACACACCGGCGUUUGUCGAGACCAAGACGGACGAAGAAGACCCCGCGCUCGCGGGCUUGAGCGAGGCCGAGAAGAAGAAGGCGAUCAAGAAGGCGAGGCAGGCGGAAGCCAAGCGUGCCGCCAAGGCGGAGCAGGAAGCGGCGGACAAGAAGAAGAAGGCCGAAGAAGCCGCGGCGAACGGCGAGGUGGUCGACGAUGAUGGACCCAAGCCCGAUCCGGAUCCGAAGGGGCUGGACCUGUUUAAGAGCGUGCACGAGGCGCCGUUGGAACAGGCAGCCAAGUGGCUGCGAUUCUUGCAAGCCAAUGCGGCCAGCAGCGAAGAGACCUGGAUGGGGGCGUUUGAGGUGGCGAUCCGACAGAAGAACUGGUUGCUGGCGACACGUGCGCUGGUUGCGCUGCACAAGCUGCACCCUGCGCACCCGGAGCUCGUCCACAUGGUGGUGCGUCUCAAGACGCGAUUGCCCGACCUUUCCGCUGCGCCGAAGCCGAUUGGAAGUGUUAUUGCCUCUGCACUGGAGACGAUCGUGCCGGCGGACAAGCCAGCGUCGGUUGUGUUUACGGAAGCGCUGCAGUCGGGGAGCGCCACGCCGGAGGAAGUGUUGGGUAACGCACGUGCAGCGCUGGCGCUCGACCGCACAGACGAGGCAGUCCAGAUCCUCCUCUCCCUCCCCAAGACCAUCUCGCCAGCCACGCAGCCCCGUGCACUCAACCGUGCACUGAAGACCACCACGGUGGCUAGAGAUCUGCUCGCGACAAUUGCUCCUAACAGCACGGCAGAAUUUGACGCCGCGGCAGGGAAGACCUUCCCCCUGGCCAAUGCCUUCAUGUCCACGUCCCAGCUCGAAGAACGUCAGAAGACCACCAAGGUAGCGCAACAGGCUUGGUCGAGCGCGCCGGUAGAGGAAGAGGCAAACGGUCACCAGCCCCUUCUGUAA